AUGGAAAUAGCAACAGAUACAAAUGUGAACAGUGAAAUGAGUGAUUUGGUUCGACAAGCUGAAGAAUGGGCAAUUCGAGAUAAUUCUUCGAAAAAAGUUGAUAAUGAAAAAUUAUCGAAUUUGAAACGUAUGGAAAAUCGUAUCUUGACAAAAGCUGCUAUUUUGUUAUUCGAAAAAUAUGACAUCACUACAGUGGAAAAAUAUAAUGAACUUUUUGGAAACAAAAUAAUGGAAAAGGAGAAAGAGGCUGUUCGCAAAGAAAAUCACGAUACUGAUAUUGUUUUUUCACCAUUAGAUCGACAAGAAUUCGCAAGUAUUUUGAAAAGCGGAUGGGGAAUGGAAAAUGUUUCACCAAUUAAGGAGCAUGAAUUUCAGGCUUUUUUGAAAAAUGAUCACCGUGAAACGAUGACAUUUACACCAAAACGAAGAAAUUCAAUUCUAUCAAAUAUUAUUCCACUUUCUCCAAUUGUAUCAGAUGAAUCAUUGACAAUCGAGAAACCUGCAAAAUUUCGAAAAUCGGAGCCCGCUCUACCGAUUUUUUCUUCAACUCCAAGACAAUCUUCAAUUUCAUUUAAUCGUGCAAAUUCAUUCCAUAAUACGCCAAAAUACAGCACGGUAGGGAAAAUAAUAUUUGUUUGUAAUACUUGCAUUUUUCAGCCUGUACGUGUUUUGACAACACCAAAUAAGAGAAUGACUCCAAAAGCAGGGGAAACUCCACUCGAAAAUCGAGCAAGUCGACUCAGAAGAUUGAAAAUGGAAGAGAUGAAGAAAUAA
This is a messenger RNA of Caenorhabditis angaria, 774 nucleotides long. The record is from the annotation of a GenBank genome assembly. Lineage: Eukaryota; Metazoa; Nematoda; Chromadorea; Rhabditida; Rhabditidae.